UCGAGUUGGCAUCGCCAACAUUGUGCAACGCGAAAACGGUGAAAAAAAUAUCAAGAAUUUAAUUUGCAUUUAGGCUCAAUUAGCGUCUAUAAAAUAAUGACUGUGAACAAACGCGACGCGAGCGCAACGCGAUCGCGAUGCUUCUUCGACAUAUCGCUGGGCGGCCUUGCCGUGGGCCGCAUCGUUUUCGAGCUAUACGGCGAUGUGGCUCCAAAGACGGCCGAAAACUUCCGGGCUCUGUGCACAGGCGAAAAAGGCCUGGGAAUGGUUACCGGCAAAAAGCUACACUACAAGGGCGUCAUCUUUCAUCGGGUGGUCAAGGAUUUUAUGGUGCAGGCCGGGGAUUUUAGUGCUGGCAAUGGGACGGGCGGCGAGUCCAUCUAUGGCGGCACUUUUGAGGAUGAAAGCUUUGAAAAGAAGCACGAUCGCCCCUUCCUGCUGUCAAUGGCCAACAGGGGCAAGAACACCAAUGGCUCCCAGUUCUUUAUUACAACACAGCCUGCGCCACAUUUGGACAAUAUCCAUGUUGUAUUCGGCCAAGUUAUAUCCGGUCAGGAGUUGGUGCGACAAUUGGAGGAGCUGCCUAUCGAUCGGAAUUCGCGACCAUUGCAGGAUGCGGCCAUAGCCAAUUGUGGCGAGUUAGUUAAACAGACAAAGGUUAAAAAAGAGAAAAAGCGCAAGCGUCGCUCUGCAGCCAGUGAUGAAUCCAACAGCGACGACAGCGAAGCUGAGGUCAAGGCUGAGCGCAAGGACAAAAAGAAGAAGAAGCGCAAUCGCAAGGAUAACAAGUCCAGCGACAGUGAAGACAAUGAUUCAAAAGGACGUGGCCAUUGCCAAUGCCGUGAUGAACAGUUGCCGCCGGAUGAUGACGAGGAAAGGGAAGAGGGUGAACUUCAUCCACUGGUUACAAUUACAAAGAUAAAUCCUGACGAGAUACCAGAGGUAUCAAACCAUUUUCUAAUGCGUGACGGGAGGUCUAGGUCACGGGAUCGCGAGGAUCGUGGUGGACGGGGACUGGAUCGUGAUCGAGGCAGGGAACGUGAGCGGGAUAGGGAGAGGGACCGUGAUCAUGACCGCAAUCGCAACUAUUUUGGUUGGUCAAAGAGACAGCCCACCACGCGCAGCGGUCGUAUUGUCAAAGGACGCGGCGUAUUUCGUUUUCGCACACCCUCGCGCAGUCGUUCGAAGAGCACAACGCCACCCCAUUGGAAGCAUGCCCAGAAGCGCACCAUUAAACUGUCCGAUCUGGAGCGACUCGAGGAGGAGACCAAGAUGCACGAGGAGGAGGUGAAGCGGCGUGAGAUUGAGCGCAAACGGCGCCACGAAGAGGCCACCAAACAUCCUAAAAAUGUGGCAUUUUUCGAGACCUCCCAUGCCAGCUCCUAUGGCGGCAAACUGACGCCGGAUAGGUCCUCGCCAGCCCAUAAAUCCAAAUCAAAGGACACUUCAGAGCGCAACAGGGUCAAGGAUAAUGCCAGUGAAAAGGAAAAACCGAAGGAUAGCAGUCCUGUCAAGCGACGCAAGUCAGUGGAUAUGAAUGCCUUAGACUACGAACAGCAGACUGAAAGUGAAUCCGAAUCCGAGCGGGAGCAGGAGAAGGUGAAGUCACCCAGCAAGCCGCAAAGCAAGGUGGAGGCUUCGACCAACAGGGAUCGAAAUUCCAAGCGUGAUGAGCGCAAGCCCGACGACAAAUCCAAAGCCAAGCACAGUCGUUCCGUUUCCCCAGCACGUCGCCACUCUCCCGUGCGUCGCCAGCAGCGCUCACCAGCCCGGCGUCCUGGCCAGAAUCAAAAUCACAAUCAGGGCCACAGUCAGAACCAGUUUAACCGCAGUCGUCGCAAUCCUUUUGCGGAUCGGGAUCGUCGCCGCCGUUCGCGGUCACAGGAUAAUGAUUACCGCAAUCGAUUCCCCCUGUCUCCAGUCCGAGGAAGGCCCUCUCCCAGCGGUGACCGCCGGCGUGCGCAGCGUUCUCGCAGUCGUGGUCGCAGGCAGGAUUCACCCAACUCUAGGCGCCAGGAUUCGCCGGCAAAGAAGCGGACGGACUCCAAUGACAGGAAGCGGGAUGAGUCAUCAAACAAAAAGCGUGGCAAUUCACAGGGAAACCACCGGGAUGAGUCACCCGUAAGAAAGCGCAGGAAUUCUCCAGUUAAAAAGCGCGAGGAUUCACCCAGGGGAAAGCGAGAGGACUCUCAAGGCAAGAAAAGGCAGCGCUCUCUGAGCAAAAACCGAGAUGAUUCUCCCAACCGAAAGCGUCGGAAUUCCCCUAGGGGAAAACGACAAGAUUCACCUGGCAAAAGACAGGAUUCUCCAAAGCGUCAGGAUUCGUUAGGCAAAAAACGGCAGGCCUCGCCAGACAGAAGGCGCAGGGAAUCACCUGCUAGAAGGCGUCAGGAAUCAUCCGGCAGACGACGACAGAAUUCUCCAGGAAGAAGGCGACACGACUCCCCGGACAACAGACGCAGCCGUAGUCGUGGACGCCGUGGCCACAGCUCAUCCCGUAGUCGCAGUCCCUCAACGAGUCGCUCUCGCCGCCGUCGCUCACGCAGUCCGGAGCCCAAGCUUACCUCUGCCCUGCCCCUGGAUGAGGAUCGAGACAAAGCGGCCCGCGAGAAGAUGCAAAAGCGGGCCGAGGCUGCGCUGCUGCUCAAGGAACACAUGCGCAAGGAGAUCGAGCGGGAAGAGGAGCGACGCAAGGAGAUGGCCCAAGAGGAGGAGCGUCGUGCAGAGAAGCUGCGAGACGAUGAGCUGGAGAUGGAGCGCACCACACGGGAGCUCAACGAGCUAGAGCGCCUAAAAGAUGAGACUCUCAAGAAGCUGCAGGACGAGGAUCGGGUGGCUUCGAGUGCAGCUGGCGGAGCUGAAACCGACGAGGCAGGCGGAAACGAGGCCAAAACGGAGUCCAGCACUCGGGGCAGGCGCGACUCAAGUCCGGAGGAUCGACAUCGUGACAAAAAGCGCAAACAUAAAAAAUCCAAGAAGACAUCAGCUCGUUCCGACACGGAUUAGAUGGAGCUAUCCUAGCCACGGAUCAUCUUUUGGGGGUUCCCAGUCACUUUUACACGAAAUAGAAAUUGUAAAAAAUUAAUUCACGCCACCUCCCGAUUCUAAGUAAGGGAGAGCGUUUAAUAAAGACAGACUUUAAUGUAA
This is a messenger RNA of Drosophila serrata, 3147 nucleotides long. It is a transcript of the gene Moca-cyp, whose product is annotated as nuclear cyclophilin protein Moca-cyp. The record is from RefSeq and is a predicted model, not a curated record. Gene Ontology annotation, molecular function: peptidyl-prolyl cis-trans isomerase activity; cyclosporin A binding. Gene Ontology annotation, cellular component: cytoplasm; mitochondrion. Lineage: Eukaryota; Metazoa; Arthropoda; Insecta; Diptera; Drosophilidae. Gene Ontology annotation, biological process: protein peptidyl-prolyl isomerization; protein folding.